AUGCCCAGGAAGUUUGCGCUCUUAUGUGCAUCCGCUUUAGGUCUAUACUUCUUCUGCACCGCAGUGUAUGAGUUCCAUGGCGCCUUCAGGUCAUACACACGUACAAAAACAAAUACGACUGUACAGUCACCAAUCGUCGAAACGCCGACCGCUGCGCUGAAUUACUCCUGCAUACCAGGACAACCUUGUUGGCCAUCCGAGGGUCAAUGGACUGCCUUCAACCAGAGCAUUGACGGCAACCUCAGGUUGACCGUCCCGUGGGCUUCAACAUGCUACUCGGACCCGUCAAGCAAGCAAUGUCAGCAAGUCAGGAAGGGAUACAUGGAUGGUAUCUCCCGGACCGCACAGUACGGUUCAAUGGAGUUCCUUGACUGGGAGACUUGCGGCCAGUCCCACUGUUACCUAGACUCUAUGCAUCCCUCAUCACCCACAUACGGCACAUGUGGACUCGGCAGACUGUCAACAUAUCAUGUCGAAGCGCACACAGCCAACGACAUCAGCAAGACUUUGGACUUCGUUCGCCAGCACGGCAUCCGCGUCUCGAUCAAGAACACAGGCCACGACUACUUCGGACGAUCGAGCUCAGCGAACUCCCUCGGCAUCUGGACACACCACAUGAAGGAUGCAAAGUACCACAAGAACUUCCAGCCUCAAGGAUGUAAGACACAAUAUGAGAACAUUGGAGAAGUAGGUGCCGGUACCCAGGCACAAGAAGCAUGGGAGUUCUUCGAGCCCCUGGAUAUGCUCGUCACCGUCGGUGCCGUUGGCUCUGUGGGUAUCGCAGGUGGGUUCGGACAGGGAGGUGGCCAUGGCCCGCUUGCUCCUUCUUACGGCCUGAUGGUCGACCAAGCAGUCGAGUUUGACGUUGUUACCGCAGAUGGCCAGAAGCGAAUCAUCAACGAAUGUACCGACCCAGACCUGUUUUGGGCCAUGCGAGGAGGCGGAGGCGGCAAUUACGCCGUCCUGACCUCAUACAAGUUCCAGCUACAUGCAGCCGUGCCGCUGAACGUACACUUCUUCCGGGCCCACUGGCCCGCGUCCGCCGACAUCACAGAGUCAAAGGUUCUCCGUGACAUCGUCAGCGCCUUGGCGUCCAACCAGACACUCUUCUCCAAGAAAGGCAUUGCAGGCUACAACUUCAUCUUACCAGAUCACAUGGUAUCCCUGCACAUCAUGCCCUCAACCGACACCUCAGCCAUCAAGACCGUCACUAAGCAGUACCACGACUUCCUCGCCUCCUACCCCGACAUCAAGAUCUCUAACAACUCCUACCACACCUUCUCCAAGUUCUCCGACUGGCACGCCUUCACCGAGCAACCCUGCAUCGCCCGCAACGGCCCCGUCGGCCUCGGCCUCUCCGAAUCCGGCCGCUUCAUCCCUAAAUCGCUCUUCUCCACGCCCAGCGACAUCGACAACCUCACCUCCGCCGUCCUAACCGCCAUGCAACUCUCUGCCUCCAACCGCGGCUCCGGCAGCGCACAGCUCUACUCCACCGGCCCCGCAAACCACCCCGACGGGCACGCCACCAGCGCGCAUCCUCUGUGGAGAGAUAGCCUGUGGCACGUCAUCAUGGGCGGUGGGUGGACUGCGUCUAACACGUCUGCGCAGCGCACGCAGAUGCAAAAUACUAUUAGCGCAUCUAUACAGCCAUUUAAGGCGCUUACGCCGGGCGGUGGAUGCUAUGUUAAUGAGGGGGAUUGGAUGGAGGAGAACUGGCAGCAGACGUUCUUUGGGAGUAACUACGACCGUCUGCUUAAGGUCAAGAAGCAGUACGAUCCGAGUGCGCUUUUCCAGUGCUGGAAGUGCGUCGGUUGGACAGGGUACCAAGACCCCAUGUAUUCGUGUUACGGACAAAGCGGGUGGGAGCCACAGGCGAGCAUUCCACUCGGUCCUGUCGGUUGA
Molecule: messenger RNA, 1902 nt
Organism: Macroventuria anomochaeta
Lineage: Eukaryota; Fungi; Ascomycota; Dothideomycetes; Pleosporales; Didymellaceae
Product: FAD-binding domain-containing protein
Exons: 1
Coding region: 1-1902 (633 amino acids)
Molecular function (GO): oxidoreductase activity; FAD binding
Source: RefSeq, a predicted model, not a curated record